GAGACACGCACACACGUGCAAGUUUGACACUGCAGCACAUUAUUUAGCGAAACUUAAGUGAAGGCAAUCUUAAGAGCAGCUUCUGUUCUCAGGCAGGGGAAAAGUGCAGCCAUUUGUGCUUAUUAUCCCUUGAUUUACUUAUUCAAUGAACGACAAUCAGGAUGUGUGGGAGGGUCUUCGCAACGAGGCUCGCCAGGCAGAUAAGGCCCUGGAGCGGCAACUAGCAGCGCUAGAAUUCCUUGCCGGCCUUAUUAGGAACGAUACACAGAUAGCUGCUUCGCCUUCGUCACUGAACAUGGAAGCGAUAGAAUUUUCUAACAAGUCUCACAGUCAUACGCAACACGAAGGGGAAUUUAGAGAUCCCACAACUAACACAGUAACGGACACGAGACCUACCCUAGCUAAACUCCAACAGCGAUUCGAUGAAGCAUCUUGCGAAGUUGAGAGUGGACUACGAAACCUGGAGCGAAUUCUGGUUUCAAUGGAGCGGGCGAGUUCUCGCAACCUACAUUUUUCGAAGCACACCGAGCGCUUCCAAAGCAUUCUCCUUGAGAAGCGUCGUUUGUUACAACACAUUGUUAAUGACUUCAGGCGACGCAAAGAGCGGCUCGAGUUGCUGUCUGGCGUUGCUGAAAGACCAGAUAGGUACGAAGAAGAGUCCGGAGUACAGCUUUUGAUUAAGGAGCAGAAUGCAAUUCGCCAUACAGCCGCUCACGUGGAUGAGAUUGUGGCCCAAACAGCUGCCACGCAAAUCCGCCUGCGAGCGCAGCGAGAAACGUUUGCCAACGUUGGAGGAAAGCUAUUGCAGAUCGCGGAGCGUGUGCCGAUGAUUAAGAACCUGCUCUCUCGCAUUAACACUCGGAGGCGGCGCGAAGCGGUGGUAUUGGGCAGCUUCAUAUCCAUUUGCUUGUUUGUCAUCGUUCUUUUUCUAUAAUGGUGUGGUAAAAAAAGUAGCAGCAUUUCAAGUGGUAAAAAGUAAUCGCUGUAUAGUGUAUUCGUUUUUACGUAUUUUUUUUAUUGAAGUGGAGAUCAUGAUCUCUUUAGUCCUUUUUUCUUGUGUAUUAUUGUCAAGCAUAUAUAUAUUAUUUUUGUUGAUUUGGCGUAAACUCACAUUCAUUGAGGUUAUAUCUAACAAUACAAAUGUAAGACGUGCCAUUUUCCGUUUGAAUUUUACGGAGAUAUUCAAUAGACUCUCAUUUAGAGAGUAAAUAAAAGUUCAGUUUAAUAUUUGGUGGUUUGCACUAUUGAUGCGUGUUUGAGGGUUCAAUUAUGUUGGUUUCCAUCUGUGAUUACCUCCUGGAAUCCUGCUUUAGUUCUCUUUACAAGGGCAUCUAAGUAUGUAACAAGUAAUUAAAAAGAACAUAUUUAUUUUCUCUCUUGCGGGGGGAGGGGGGCCGAUGGGGCCCGACGACCCCUAGAUUCGUGUUUUUUCUGUCGUAAGUUAUUGGAUUGUUAGGAUGGGAUGCCAUCAUGAAAUUAUUCCGAACAAUACUGAGAAAGAUGCGUCUGUGCCGUUGUUGGGAAGUUGGGACGCGAGACCGUUACCAGUGAACUAGUUAUGGCUCUUUUCUUUGUUGCAGCAAAGUCUCAGGGUCCGUAUCCUCAUACGCUUGCCUUUGGAUUUUGCAAUACAACGCCUUUUCGUUCAUUCGAUCUGUCUCUUAUUUUUCAGCACAUUUCAUCAUUUUUUCACAGGUACCUUCACUAUGCACCUUAGGAUUGACCAAGUUCGAUUUCUUUUGUUUUCUCCUGCAACUAAAACCUUUUGGAAAGGUCCACCAGGGGAAGACAAUUAACAGUUUUUAUUCUUUACUUUUUUUCUGUAUUUCUAAUUUAUUUUAGCCAUUUACUUGCGUGAAAAUUAAUAACAUGUCGUAGAUGUAUCGAUUUCUUUUCGUUUCAUAUAGUUUCAUUUCCUGAAUAGCACCAAAAAAGUCCUCAGAUGUACCGUUCACUAAA
Messenger RNA from Phytomonas sp. EM1, 1959 nucleotides. Lineage: Eukaryota; Euglenozoa; Kinetoplastea; Trypanosomatida; Trypanosomatidae. The record is from the annotation of a GenBank genome assembly.